Molecule: messenger RNA, 869 nt
Organism: Eucalyptus grandis
Lineage: Eukaryota; Viridiplantae; Streptophyta; Magnoliopsida; Myrtales; Myrtaceae
Exons: 2
Coding region: 1-567 (188 amino acids)
Source: RefSeq, a predicted model, not a curated record
AUGACCAUCACCAACACUCCCUCCUCCUCCUCCUCCUCCUCCUCUGCCCUCAACCUGGACGCCCUCCCUCCUCCUCCUUCCCCAACCCAAGCCCCGAGCAACCCAUCAUCAGCAUCAGCUACCCACCCUCCUGCACAGUCCUCUGCUGGGUCCUCCCUCUCGGACCCAUCAUCCGUGGAGGAUCGCCGCAGGAGGGAGAGCAGCACCAGAGCCUGGGUUGCAGAGCAGGAGCGCAGGAUGGAGAUGGAGAUCAUCAGGACCAUCUGCUCCGGCCGCGGCGACUCGCUCAAGCCGAAUUCCGGCACGGCCAUCACCGUCGGGGAGCACUACGUCUGCGUCCGCUCCUACGACGGGUCCGACCCGAACUACCGGACGUGGGAGUGGCACGGGCACGUCAUGACUGGCGAGGACAAUGGGUUCGUGCCCGAGCGCAUCUACGGGAGUUACCUCGAGAGGUUGACCGAGGAAAGUUGGUGCGACGAGGAGGAAGACGAAGAGAGAGCUGAGGAUUCUACCUUUCCCAUUGUCAUUGGGAACGUGAACUUGAGGUUGAAGAGGUUCGACUGACAAGUUAGUUCAGAGCUGUAAAACUAAUCCACAAGUUGUAAUACUACAAUCCAGAAUUGGCGACCAUUCUUUCCUUUCAGCGAGAUUCACCUAUUGGACAUACAAUUGGAGUUCUCCCCUCAAUGUUUCGAAUUUCAAAGGACAAGUUCACAAAAUAGAAAUACCGCAUUCGCUAUACUCUUGUUUUGAUUCUUCAUUUCUAUCAAGCAUUACCAACAGAAAACUUUUGCAUUCAUCCUCUAUGUUGUAAUUUUUAUGCGACUCUGAAACUGCCUGGUUUACAGCUGCUAACUGUAAAUUGU